UUAGUCAAUUGUUCAGAUUUUUUUUUCGUACUUCUAUAACUAAAAUAUUUUAUUUGGUUAUUUGAACAAUACGAAUUCUGGAUCCUUAAAAAAUUGGGAGAAACCUUAAAGUGGAAAUAAAAAUGAAUAAUAACUGUGCUUAAGUGUGUUUGUGAUUUUUUCUGACUUGUGACUUAUUUUUACGUGAUAAGUGUUUUAAUUAAUUAAUUAAUUAAUAAUAUACAUAGCUAAUAAAAUUUGACAAGUUAACUUGGUUAAUUUUGGAGCUGAGAUUGUCAAAUUAUCAAAAUAUUCACAACACAUAGUAAUUAUUACUAUUUAAGAUUGUAAUUGUCUGCUUAUAAACUUUGUCUACUUGUCGUACAAUUGUUUGAAACAAUUUAAGUGAUUGUAUCAAUGUAUAAUUGGAAUUAAUUAAUAUUUAGACAGUCUAAAUGCCAUAAGUAAGCUUUGUAUAAAAAUAAUCCGGACACAAAGGACGUAAAAACUGGAUAUUGCAUCGACAGCAAAGCCUCUAGACUACUCUGGAUUUGGCCGUACGGAUUGUCCAUCGCCAGACGAUAAUCGGACCACGUCAUCAGCGAAUUAUUAUGCACGUUGCGAGAUGGUGUGCUCCGUGACCAGCGCCGAGAGCCUCCGUAAUAGCGGUAUAACAGAGGCCACUCGUGUUCAUCAUCAUACUCUGGAUACAUCGUCCCAUAAUACUAAUAAUAACAAUAAUAACAACAAUAAUAACAAUAUUUCUGGAGGUAGUGGUGUGAAUCACCCAUUGGUCCUUGAAGUGAGAGACAGAAGUGAAAUAAUAGACGCAAUGUCAUCGCUAAGUGAUGCCCACAGAAGAAACGGGCAUAUGGACGGCGACCGAAGUUCUUCCGCAGGGUCAUCACUGGGAUCUUGUUCGCCACCGCCAGCUUCGAGCCACUCGCCGCCUCCGCCCCGGCCACCUUGGCUCCACGAUUUUCAUGCUGCGGCUUCACCUCACGUGUUGCAAUUCCUAAAUUUGAGUGGUGGGGGCAUGCUAGCGGCUAGCCAACCGCUUGCUGCGCUCCACUCGAUGGCCGAACGGAGCCAUCAGCACCAACAACAGCAGCAGCAAUUGCAGCAACAGCAUGCGGCUCAGCUUCAGCGGCAGUCUAUUGGACUGGGACAGAUAAAUUCAACACCUCCGCAGGGCCAAGCGUCGCCUACUGGCAGUGGAAAACAUAGCCCAGCUACUUCUGUUACUUCGGUAGGCAGCAAUCCGCACGGCAUUGACAAUAUUCUAUCCCGGCCCGCUGCUACUCAUCCUCAGGUUCCUUCAUCGGCGGCUCACGCGCUCGCGUCUACUCCCAGCCAUCCGCAGCACUUGGCUGCGCCGAGAUAUGGAAUGCAUGCGGGUUUCACUGCUUCUGCAGGACUCGGACAGUUUCAGCAGAGGACAGAAGCUCGACAUCCGGCUGUUUACUGGCCAGGAUUGCAGGGACUUGUUAGUGAUCCUCUGGCAUGGCGAGCUCGGUUACAUUCCUUGUCACAGCAGUUGGGAUGUCAACAAGCGAUGUCAGGAGCUGCUGGUGGUGGUGCCGGCGGUGAACACGAUAACGGCAAGAAGAAACACACAAGACCGACAUUUAGUGGACAGCAGAUAUUUGCUCUGGAGAAGACAUUUGAGCAGACGAAGUAUCUUGCUGGACCAGAACGUGCUAAACUAGCUUAUGCUCUGGGAAUGUCUGAGUCACAAGUCAAGGUCUGGUUCCAGAACAGAAGAACCAAGUGGAGGAAAAAGCACGCCGCAGAGAUGGCCACGGCGAAGCGACGCCAAGAAGAAGUGGAAGGUGUCUCGGCGGACAACGAGGACGGGUGCAGUGACGGCGAAAGCGAAUCCACCGGAGAAACAGCUGCCAAGAGACUCAGACGAGAGCUGGAGCAACAGUACGGGCCGUGAGAAGAGAUAAUGCUUGGGGGUGGAAGGCGUGGCCGCGGACUCUAGGGGCGGUACAGCUGGAAUCGGGGUAAGAGUGACGUCCAACGAGGGAAGAAACUCCAAAGACCAUGCCAGGAGUUUCUUCGGCUAAACCCGGCACGAGCUUCUCAACACCAAUUGCUGUAUUCAACUGAUGUACGUCGAAGCGACGAGCUUUCUUCGAGAGCAAGAACAAGAGUAACAGCAAGAGGAUUUUCACCGACCCUUUUCUUUUUCUUUCUUCUUGUCUACCACAAAUUUCUCUAUUUUUUCCUUAUCUCUCUCCUCGUCUCUCGUAAUCCGGUUCGCGCGACACCGGUUUGACUCGCGAAGGGGAUCAAUGAUGCUAAUGGUUUCCUUUUUUUUUAAACUGGGAUCUUUAGUUUCAACGGCAAUCGUGAUUGAUCAGCAAACUUCUUUCGGUUUUGUUUUAAUCUCAGAACUUUUGAAUUUGAGAUCGAGGAUUCUGAGACUCGAGGGUGGAAAUUAAGAAUGAAUUUUUUAUUUAUAGACACAGAUUUUGAUGUUAACUUUGUUACUUUUUGUAAGAAAAAAUUUGAUGCAAAAGUUUGUCGUGAUAAAGAAGUUUAAUCAAACCUUCAAAUUUUUCCAAUAAAUAAAAAAAAAACUUUAGUUAUUAUUUACAAGUGAGGUUAACCCCAUU
Molecule: messenger RNA, 2603 nt
Organism: Cotesia glomerata
Lineage: Eukaryota; Metazoa; Arthropoda; Insecta; Hymenoptera; Braconidae
Gene: HGTX
Product: homeobox protein Nkx-6.2
Exons: 4
Coding region: 605-1921 (438 amino acids)
Biological process (GO): regulation of transcription by RNA polymerase II; cell differentiation
Cellular component (GO): nucleus
Molecular function (GO): RNA polymerase II cis-regulatory region sequence-specific DNA binding; DNA-binding transcription factor activity, RNA polymerase II-specific
Source: RefSeq, a predicted model, not a curated record